GGUCGUAUCACUGUUAACGAGUCUUUUUCUCAUUCUUCAUAGGAAACUAUUCAUAGCCUAUAGGUUAGACAAGAGGAUCAGAACAAGGAUGCCGGUAUUGAGAAGCAAGUAUCCAGACCUGCAGAUACCUGAUAAUAUAUCAUGGCCGGACUUCGUUCUCUCGAAGUUUGACAAUUAUGGAGACAGGACAGCAAUUGUUGACGGAGAGUCCGGAAGAUCGCUCUCGUACAGUGAAAUCAAAGACUUGACUCAUCGAUUUAGUUCUGCUUUGGCCAGAAGAGGAUUUCAGAAAGGCGAUGUGAUGGCCAUUUAUCUUCCAAAUGUGAUUGAAUAUCCAAUCAUUUUCCAUGGCGUGGCGCGGCUCGGUGGUGUCAACACUACCAUCAAUCCACAUUACUCUCCCCAGGACCUCGCUCGUCAGCUGACCAGCUCCAGGGCAAAAUACCUCAUCACCAUGCCUUCUCUUGCAGAGAGGGCUUUCAGAGCCGGCGUAUUGAAAGAACUCCGCUCUGUUAUAGUUAUUGGCAAGGCGCAAGGUUGUGAAUCGAUUGCGUCUCUGCUAUUAGACGAUGGGACAGCUUUCCCUAGCAACGUGAAAAUCAACCCAAAAGAGGAUCCAGUUUCUUUGCCUUUUUCAAGCGGCACGACUGGUAUUUCUAAGGGUGUGGUCAUCACGCAUUACAACCAGGUAGCGCAAUUAUGUUUGCUGACUAGAGAUGGUCCUUCGCCGGUAAUAAGAACAUGGUUAAAUGUGCUGCCUUUUUUUCACACGUACGGCCUUACUAUUGUCAUGGGUCUGGCCCUCUAUUCUGGUGACAAGGUGGUCAUCCUUACAAGAUUUGACCCAGAAAUAUUUCUUCGCACCAUUCAAGACUACAAGGUGGCAAUUGCUCCUCUUGUUCCUCCGUUGGUGCUAUUUUUAUCCAAACAUCCCAUGGUAGACAAAUAUGACUUAUCAAGUCUGAAGGUCAUAUCUUCUGGGGCUGCGCCUCUAGGUGGAGACCUGGAAAUGAAUGCUGCCAAGAGGAUACCAAGUGCGCCAUUAGUUCGUCAAGGUUAUGGAAUGACUGAACUGACUUGUUCAUCUCAUGGCUUUGGGUCCAGAGAAAAACAUAAGGUUGGCUCCAUAGGGCGUGUGCUUCCAAAUCUAGAAUGUAAGGUUAUUGAUCCUGGAAGUGGCAAGAUUCUAGGACCAAACCAGGACGGCGAGAUAUGCAUUAAAGGACCAAUUGUUAUGAAAGGUUAUUUGAACAACCCAGAGGCUACCGCGAGGACAAUUGACGCGGAUGGCUGGCUUCACACCGGAGACAUUGGACAUUACGAUGAAGAUGACUAUUUCUUUAUUGUUGAUAGACUCAAGGAACUCAUUAAGUACAAAGGAUUCCAGGUUCCUCCGGCGGAGCUUGAAGCAUUAUUACUUUCCCACCCAGACGUGAGAGAUGUGGCAGUCAUCGGCAUUCCCGAUCUUGUGUCGGGUGAGCUUCCGAAAGCAUUCGUGGUUCGCCGUGGAGACAUAACGUCGGAAGAACUGAAGCAGUUUGUGGCCAGUAAAGUUCCGCCAGAGAAGAAACUCCGGGGUGGGGUGGAGUUUGUAGAAAAAAUACCAAAGUCAGCCAGUGGAAAAAUACUUCGACGUCUGCUCAGAAAGCAAGAGCAACAGAAGAGUCGUCUUUGAUUGCCCGAGUUGAGCACACUUUUAUCAGUAAAACUUAUUGAUGUGGUGGGCUCCGAGAGCAGCCUGGAAGAAGCGAGUCUGAUUGAAAACCCCGAGUGGGAUCACUCGCCUUGUUCCGCUCAAUGAAAUUUUUAGUUGUGAUCUAUACCAUAUGAUUAAUGUUAUACAUGAUUUCCUUGUUUAUUUACGUCCACUUCGUCUAGGUUAAUUAAAAUGUAAUUAUUUGGC
Messenger RNA from Pocillopora damicornis (cauliflower coral), 1903 nucleotides. RefSeq lists its product as uncharacterized. Lineage: Eukaryota; Metazoa; Cnidaria; Anthozoa; Scleractinia; Pocilloporidae. The record is from RefSeq and is a predicted model, not a curated record. Gene Ontology annotation, molecular function: CoA-ligase activity.